Messenger RNA from Rubroshorea leprosula, 807 nucleotides. NCBI's taxonomy places the organism in Eukaryota, Viridiplantae, Streptophyta, Magnoliopsida, Malvales, Dipterocarpaceae. The record is from the annotation of a GenBank genome assembly.
CAUUCGAUAUUGCAUUUUGCAAUUUUGCAAUCUUGCAAUUUGGUACACUAAACUUUUUCUCAUCAGCUCAAAAUCCUGAAAUUAAAAGGUAUCCACACUUUCCUUACCUUCCUUACUUUCCAUUCAUUCCUUUGUUUCUAGCCAUCGUCACUUUUGUCUCUGCGACAAUUUUCUCGACACAGACAAUCAAACGAAGGGCAAAAGCGAAAGCAGCUGCUGAUUCUAUAAACAAGGCAUCCUUAUGGCGAAGAAAGGAGGGGCCUCACUUCAGAAAGACGCCCCAUGGAGGGUCUCUGACGGAAAAACCGUCCCGAAAAUCCACCUUUCUCCUGUUCUCCGCAUCCCACAAAACCCUCAAACCAAUUAUGGACUCUCCCUCAUGAAGCACCCAGAUCCGAUACGAAGUGGGUUGGCGAUGCCGGCGAUAGUGGAGGCGGCUGGGCCUGAUUGUAUUGUCCCAGGCCAGAUGACACCAAUUCGAUUAUUAGGUGUCAAGGUAUGGCCCAUUGAAGUUAACCUGAAAAUUUUUGAACCAGCUGGAAGAGAACUGAAGCGAUUAGGAAAGUUCAUGGAAGGAGCUUGCAACCUUAUGGAUCAGUCAUUCAUUGAUCGCUAAUAUCCCAUCUUUUAAGUAAUCGAGAGGUCAGGAACCAGUGCUGUAGGCCGACAAUCUAUUCUGUUUUGUUACAAUUAACAGAUGUAUCAAGUAGACACAGUUAUUGUACAUGAGAUGCAUACUCUUCUCUUUUGUUUGGGACCUUCAAUGGAUUUUUUAUCAUAGAUAAUGAAAAAAUGGAUUCCUACAGC